This is a messenger RNA of Numida meleagris (helmeted guineafowl), 672 nucleotides long. Its product is annotated as phosphatidylinositol 5-phosphate 4-kinase type-2 gamma-like. The record is from RefSeq and is a predicted model, not a curated record. Lineage: Eukaryota; Metazoa; Chordata; Aves; Galliformes; Numididae. Gene Ontology annotation, molecular function: phosphatidylinositol kinase activity. Gene Ontology annotation, biological process: phosphatidylinositol metabolic process.
GGCGGCGGCGGGGCCGGCGGCACCGCGCACCAAGACGAAAAAGAAGCAGAAGCGCUUCGUGCCGCAGCGGGUGAAGGUGCCGCGGGCGGCCGACCCGCUGCUGGCCGUGCUGGCCUGGGGCGUCAACCACCAGAUCAACGAGCUGAGCCAGGUGCCCCCCCCCGUCAUGCUGCUGCCCGACGACUUCAAGGCCAGCUCCAAGAUCAAAGUGAACAACCACCUCUUCAACCGGUGUCACUGACGCGCAGCCCCCCCCACGCCGAGGACGGCGACCGCCGCCUGCUGCUGUCCUACGACCGCACGCUGGUGGUGAAGGAGCUGUCGAGCGAGGACGUGGCCGACGUGCACGGGCUGCUGUCCCACUACCACCAGUAUGUGGUGCAGUGCCACGGCAGCACGCUGCUGCCCCAGUUCCUGGGGAUGUACCGCGCCAGCGUGGAGAGCGAGGAGAGCUACCUGCUGGCCAUGCGCAACACCUUCAGCCACCGGCUGCCCGUGCACAGGAAGUACGACCUGAAGGGCUCACUGGUGUCACGGGAAGCGAGCGAUAAGGAGAAAGGCAAGGAGCUGCCGACGCUGAAGGACGUGGACUUCCUGAACAAGAGUGAGAAGGUGUACGUGGGCGAGGAGGACAAGCGUGACUUCAUGGAGAAGCUCAAGAGGGACGUGGAG